This is a messenger RNA of Exserohilum turcica Et28A, 1871 nucleotides long. RefSeq lists its product as uncharacterized. Gene Ontology annotation, biological process: ubiquitin-dependent protein catabolic process. The coding region runs from base 121 to 1782 and encodes 553 amino acids. Gene Ontology annotation, molecular function: ubiquitin protein ligase activity. The transcript is spliced from 3 exons. The record is from RefSeq and is a predicted model, not a curated record. Gene Ontology annotation, cellular component: cytoplasm. NCBI's taxonomy places the organism in Eukaryota, Fungi, Ascomycota, Dothideomycetes, Pleosporales, Pleosporaceae.
GCCCUGCAUUGCUCGCCUCGCCGUCUUCGCUACCAGCAUGCGCUGUACUGGGCGCUCCUCUGCCGCCCCCGUCUACAAGUAGCUCUCGCCUGCGCCCUCGCCCUGAACGCGCGCCCCAACAUGUCCGCCCAACGCAUCGGCAUCUUCACCAUCGACUUUCCCGAUCCUCGCCUCAUCGACUACGACAACAACCAGUUCCAGACGCUCAACGAAUCCCUCGGCUUCCGCUACCGCAUCCUCAGCAACAUCCAGACGCUGUCCACCAAGGGCGUCGACUCGGACCAGGACCCCUAUGGCAUUCUCUACGUACCCAACCUCUCGUCGCCCCAAUGCAAGACCGACGAGGCGAGCCAUGUCCCCGCCAACGCCACCCGCAUAGCCAACCUGCCGCGCGACAAGGCGUAUGCCCUCAUCGCUGUCGCCCCCUGGUUCUCGGCGCAGUGCACCCUCGAGUACUUUGCAGAGGCGCGCCAACAACUGACCAAAGCCUUCAUCACCUACCUGCCCGGCGACGGCAAUGAGACGCCGCCCGUGCUGAACGACGCUGCGUGGAACCUGCAGGAUGGCGGAAGCUGGCAGUCGUUGAACAACUUUCCUACCUAUGCCGUUUCUUCCAUGACUGGCAACAACAUCGCGGACCAGCUGAAUCUGUACUCGAAAAACCUGACGGAUGUGCCCAACGGAGACAAGCUGCUCGAGUUUUACAAUCCGACCGACUACAUACGACUCUGGGCGACAGUCAAUACAAACACUGGCGGUCAGCUCCCAAGUCUGUGGGUUUUCCUUGUCAUAGUAUUGGCCAUCCUGCUUGUGGCUGUCAGCAUCACCUCGGUCGUUAUGCACGUUAUCCAACGAAGGCGUCGCAACGACCUCCGUCAGCGCGUUAUCGACGGACAGGUCGAUCUCGAAGCCUUGGGCGUAAAGCGUUUAACUGUUUCGCAGCAAAUCCUCGAUAAGCUGCCCAUACACACAUUUUACGCGAACAAUUCAGACGUGUCUGAAAAGGCCGACCAAGAGCCCCUUGGUCAAGCCGCUGAUGGUCCGUCUUCUGCAGUAAGCGCCGGAGCCGGUCCCAAACCACCAGUGCUCUCCCGUCACUCGUCAGCUCCUACAGUACCACAGUCUUCCAUGUCCACGUCUUGGUCGCAACUCACUUGUCCUAUUUGCAUGGAUGAUUAUGAGCCAAACGAAACUCAAGUGCGUGAGCUUCCUUGCCACCACAUCUUCCAUUCCGAGUGCAUCGAUCCCUUUCUCCUCAACCACUCCUCGUUAUGUCCCAUGUGCAAGCAGACCGUCUUGCCCACGGGUGUCUGUCCGGUCAAGAUCACAAAUAUCAUGGUACGCCGCGAACGGCAUAUCAAUCGUAUACGCGCGCGCAGCGCACGUGCGGCCAACACACAAGCAGGCUCCACGACAGAUACAGCUGCUGGUUCGUCAGCACCACUGGCUCGACCACCUGCCAUCCUGGGAUCGCUUGGUAAUAGGAUAGGCGGUGCAAUGACAGGUCGAAGAAUCUUUAGUGCACCCCAGCGAAUGCAACCUCGUCCUAGUGAGAUUGAGAUGGCAGCAGCACCACCACCAGGCGCUUUACCACCGCCACCCACCAAUGAAGGACCUCAGCAACAAUCACAAAACUGCGACCCUGCUCAAAACCGAAGAGAAUGGGCGCGACAACGGGCAUUAGCCAUGCUUGGCCCUCGCCAUGCACCUGCCAACGAUGAAGACGAGGAUGCAAACACACCUCGAUGGCGGCGUAUCUUCCGCAAAGUCUUUCCCAUGUAGUCGUCCACCAUGCACAGCACAGCCGACUUUUCUUCUUUUUCUAAAUAUCACGAUACCAGAGCAUCUUCUUGGCGCAUAUAACCACUCCC